This is a messenger RNA of Sitophilus oryzae (rice weevil), 1406 nucleotides long. RefSeq names its product tRNA (adenine(58)-N(1))-methyltransferase non-catalytic subunit TRM6 (gene Trmt6). Gene Ontology annotation, cellular component: nucleus; tRNA (m1A) methyltransferase complex. The transcript has a single exon. The record is from RefSeq and is a predicted model, not a curated record. NCBI's taxonomy places the organism in Eukaryota, Metazoa, Arthropoda, Insecta, Coleoptera, Curculionidae. Bases 55 to 1299 code for a protein of 414 amino acids. Gene Ontology annotation, biological process: tRNA methylation.
CCUUACUUUAAAAACACGUUUGUUAUUGUUAUGAAUUAAAUUAAAUUUAAAAUUAUGGAGCAAUCACAAGAAAUACAAGUUGGUGAUCAAAUUAUAGUGCAAAGGCAGGGUUAUACCAAACUGCAUAAAUUAAAGAAGCAUGGAAAUAUGGUUAUCGGAAAAUUUACGGUACAGAUGGAUAACAUAAUUGGUCAAAAAUAUUUUGAUACUUUCCAAAUGAAAAACUAUUCUCAAAAUAAUAAAUUGUACAUAUUGGAAAAGGUGGAAGACGGUAAAAACGUCGGGAACGCUGUAAAUAUUGAAACAAGUGGAAUGGACAAUAGAAAUAUUGUGAGUGAUGAAAGCGCUCAAACUUUAACUAAAGAUGAUAUCGAUGAGUUACAGAAUUCAGAAUUAAAUUCCAAUGCUAUUGUGGAAAAGCUAAUAAAUAACUCAAAAACAUUUAAUAUGAAAACGGAAUAUUCACAAGAAAAAUAUAUUAAGAAAAAGGAAAAGAAAUACUUUGAAUAUUUACAAAUUCGAAAGCCUACAAUUAGACUUCUGACAAAUAUGUUUUACAGACAAGACCCUACAAAAACAUUGGGCAUUCGAAUAGACGACUUAUCUCAAAUUCUCACCUACGCAAACAUACAUUCAGAUGGUAACCAUUUAUUGUACGAUAGUGGGAGUUCAGGUCUUAUGUCAGCUGCAGUUAUGAAUGCUAUAGGAGCCAAUACAAGUGGCACACUCAUUCACAUGCAUCCAGGAAAUGAGUGUCAAAAAAAUGCCUUUUUAGCCAUGCAGUUUCCUGAAGAACAGACCCACAGGUGCAUUAAUGUAAACUUGUAUUCUGUAUUAAGAUGUUUUUACCAAAACAAAAACAGCUUUGUUGAUAAUAUUUGCAAUGAUACUGAAGACAAAAGUGAGGGUGAACCUGAACCUAAGAAGGCAAAAUUAGAUGGCGAACCUACACAAUUGACUCCAAAAGAACCUCAGUGGAAGUUAGACAAUGAAAGUGCGUGUAAGAUAUUGAAUAAUAAAUGUGAUUCUCUAAUAGUAACUGCAAAGGAACAUCCUGUCAAUAUUGUAAAGGAGCUGUUGCAAUUUCUACAAGGAGGACGUCAAAUGGUGGUGUUUAGUGUAACUAAGGAACCUUUACAAGACUUAUUUAUAUAUCUUAAAGGUCGACUAGAUAUUAUAGCAAUAAAGUUGAGUAAUAAUUUUUUAAGAAAUUAUCAAGUGUUGCCAGAAAGAACUCAUCCUGAAAUGAUGAUGAACACUGGUGGUUUUAUUUUAUCAGCAGUGAAACUAAAUAGUUAAAUGUGCAGAUAUCUUGUACUUAUAUAGGUAUAAUUUUAUAAAAAAUGAAAUAUUUUCCUGGUGUUUGACUUGAUAACUUUUAAUAAUCCCUAUAAACUUCAUUAGGU